AAAAAGUAAAAGACCAUAUAAUACUAUAAUGCGAUUGCUUUGAAGAUAGAGAGGUCUGAAAAACAACAUUGUGUGUAACGGAGAGAAAUAAUGGGAGCUACCGAUGAUGAAGCAGUUUAUGUUUCUUCACAAAUCCACAAUCAAGAAUCAGAUAUUGAACUCAUUCAAACGUUACCUCACACAACUACUUCACUCAGUGGACCUUUGAACAAAAGGGUAGUUAGAAAAAGUUCCAAGUUAUUAAACGUUUCAAACUCAAGCUCUGCCAUAGAUCUCUGCCAAGAUGAACAAGAACAAGAUUACGUUGAAAUCACUAUGGAUAUUCAAGGUGAUUCUGUUGCUUUACACAGUGUUAAACCUGUUACAGGAAACAGUAACGAUCGUGGUGAAGAUGAGAAACUUGUUUUACUUGGUAAAGGAAUGGAAAAGAAAAGGUCUUUUGGUGCUUCUUUUGUGAGAAGUGCUUCUAUUCGUAUGAAGCAAGUUUCUCAGGAGCUGAAGCGUUUAAGUUCUUUUGCAAAACAAGUUGGACCUGAGAAAGUCAAGUAUGAUAGGACUAAGUCUGCAGCUUCUUAUGCACUUAUGGGACUCAAGUUUAUCAGUCAGAAGACUGAUGGUGACAAGACUGAUGGUGGUGCUGGAUGGUUUGAGGUUGAGAAACAGUUUCAGAUUCUUACUUCUUCAAAUGAUGGUUUGCUUCAUCGUUCUCUCUUUGCCAAAUGUAUAGGGAUGAACAAGGAGUCUGAGGCCUUUGCAAGUGAGCUAUUUGAUGCUCUUUCUAGGAGGAGAAAUAUUCAUGGAGAUUCAAUUAAUAAGGCACAGUUGAAGGAUUUUUGGGACCAGAUUUCGGACAAUAGUUUUGAUUCUAGGCUCAGAACCUUCUUUGACAUGGUUGAUAAAGACGCAGAUGGAAGAAUCACAGAGGAAGAAAUUAAAGAGAUUAUUUGCCUUAGUGCCACUACAAACAAACUCUCAAACAUACAGAAGCAGGCAGAGGAAUAUGCUGCUUUGAUCAUGGAAGAACUAGACCCUGAUGACACAGGAUUUAUCAUGGUAAACGACCUGGAAAUACUUUUGUUGCAUGGACCAACUCAUUCUACAAGAGGAGAUAGCAAGUACCUAAGCCAAAUGCUAAGCAUAAAGCUUAAGGCUACAUAUGAACACAAUCCUGUUAGGAAGUGGUAUAGAGAUACCAUGUACUUUCUGCAGGACAAUUGGAAAAGAACUUGGAUAUUGGUACUAUGGAUUGGUGUUAUGUCAGGUCUAUUUGCCUACAAAUUCAUGCAGUAUAGAAGAAAAGCUGCUUAUGAUGUAAUGGGACAUUGUGUGUGCAUGGCUAAAGGUGCAGCUGAGACACUCAAAUUGAACAUGGCUAUUAUCUUGUUACCUGUUUGCCGAAACACUAUCACAUGGCUUAGGAACAAGACCAAACUAGGCAUUGCUGUUCCUUUUGAUGACAACCUCAACUUUCACAAGGUGAUAGCUGUGGCAAUAUCAAUUGGAGUUGGUAUACAUGCAAUUUAUCAUCUUACUUGUGACUUUCCUCGCCUUCUUCAUGCAAACAGUGAAAAAUACAAGCUCAUGGAACCAUUUUUUGGAAAACAACCAUCAAAUUAUUGGCAUUUUGUGAAAUCAUGGGAAGGAGUAACAGGGAUUAUAAUGGUUGUUUUAAUGACAAUAGCCUUCACACUGGCUAGCCCUUGGUUCAGAAGAGGAAGGGUUAAACUACCUAAACCCCUCGAUAGUCUAACUGGUUUCAAUGCAUUUUGGUACUCCCAUCAUCUCUUUGUAUUUGUCUAUGCCCUUUUGAUUGUGCAUGGACUCAAACUUUACUUGACUAAGGAAUGGUACAAGAAAACGACCUGGAUGUAUUUGGUUAUUCCUAUCAUCAUUUAUGCAUUGGAAAGAUUGACUAGAGCACUCAGAUCAAGCAUCAAGCCUGUGAGAAUAUUAAAGGUGGCUCUUUAUCCUGGAAAUGUGUUGGCUCUUCAUAUGUCAAAGCCUCAAGGAUUUAGAUACAAGAGUGGACAAUACAUGUUUGUAAAUUGUGCUGCUGUCUCUCCAUUUGAAUGGCAUCCAUUUUCCAUAACCUCAGCUCCAGGAGAUGAUUACCUUAGUGUUCACAUCAGAACAUUAGGUGACUGGACUAGGAGUCUCAGAGUCAAAUUCUCAGAGAGUUGCCUUCCACCAACACAUGGGAAAAGUGGACUUCUAAGAGUUGAAUGCUUGCAAGGGGAUAGCAGCCCAAGUACGCUUCCUAAAGUUUUGAUUGAUGGUCCAUAUGGAGCACCUGCACAAGACUACAAACAAUAUGAGGUAGUUUUACUUGUGGGCCUAGGAAUUGGGGCCACCCCAAUGAUAAGUAUACUAAAGGACAUAGUAAAUAAUUUCAAGGCAAUAGAAGAUGAGGAAGGAUCAAGAGCAUCUCAACACAAGAAAAACGGUUUGAGUAAUUUUAAAACUAAGAGGGCUUAUUUUUAUUGGGUGACAAAGGAACAAGGUUCAUUUGAGUGGUUUAAAGGAGUAAUGAAUGAGGUGGCUGAAGAGGACCAUAGAGGAGUAAUUGAGUUACACAAUUAUUGUACUAGUGUUUAUGAAGAAGGUGAUGCUCGUUCUGCUCUUAUUGCUAUGCUUCAAUCACUUAACCAUGCUAAAAAUGGUGUUGAUAUUGUCUCUGGAACACGUGUUAAGUCUCACUUUGCUAAACCUAAUUGGCGUAGUGUCUACAAGCGCAUUGCACUUAAUCAUCCACAAGCUCGAGUUGGUGUAUUUUACUGUGGGCUACCAGCACUUGCUAAAGAGCUUCGUCAAUUAGCUUCGGAUUUUUCUCACAACACUACCACCAAAUAUGAUUUCCACAAAGAAAAUUUCUAGUAAAGUGGAGUCAUUAAUUAAUUAUUGAAGAGAAAAUGCGUUGUGGAACAAGAUGGUCUUCCACUUUUAUCCCACUACUAUAUGAUUUGAUAUAUAAAAUUUGGACUAUGUGUCCUUGAUGAUGUUCUUAAUAGGUACGUUUUUGUGGUCCCCUAUCGCAAUAUGUAGAGGAAAAAGGUAAAAAAAAUAAGUUUAGGGGUUUGUUCAAUUAGAUUGUACCUAGCAAAUUUAUGUUUGGACAUAUUAGUGGAUGUAUAUACAUACUUCACACACAACUAUGGGCCAUAUACUGAUUACUCUAAUGGUUUGAGGGUUGUUUCCAAGUGCCUACUAACCAUUUUUUGUGAAUUACACAAAUGUCUUUGAGUGUUUGAAUCAGCUUGUAAAAAUAGUUUAUGAAAUUAGCAAACAUGUGAUUACACAUA
This is a messenger RNA of Cicer arietinum (chickpea), 3299 nucleotides long. RefSeq names its product respiratory burst oxidase homolog protein C. NCBI's taxonomy places the organism in Eukaryota, Viridiplantae, Streptophyta, Magnoliopsida, Fabales, Fabaceae. The record is from RefSeq and is a predicted model, not a curated record. Gene Ontology annotation, molecular function: peroxidase activity; calcium ion binding; NAD(P)H oxidase H2O2-forming activity. Gene Ontology annotation, cellular component: plasma membrane.